Molecule: messenger RNA, 2634 nt
Organism: Plasmopara halstedii
Lineage: Eukaryota; Oomycota; Peronosporomycetes; Peronosporales; Peronosporaceae
Product: ER to golgi transport protein/RAD50-interacting protein 1
Exons: 5
Coding region: 1-2634 (877 amino acids)
Biological process (GO): regulation of ER to Golgi vesicle-mediated transport; retrograde vesicle-mediated transport, Golgi to endoplasmic reticulum; endoplasmic reticulum to Golgi vesicle-mediated transport
Cellular component (GO): Dsl1/NZR complex
Source: RefSeq, a predicted model, not a curated record
AUGACACCAUCACCACUCUCAUUGCUUAGCGCAACGCUUUUGUCCUCUGUGAACACAACAAAUGCAUCGGAGCAAGAACUCAAUGAUGUAGAGUGGAAAAAUGUUGCAAAAGAACUCAUGGCGCUGCGUGAGUAUACGCAAGAGGAGGUCAAGGACCUGACGAAGGCACUCGAUCAAGUCGAAACUCUGGAUCAGACUAACACAUCAGAACAGACUAGCAAUAUCUCAGUGGUGUUAUCUGACAUCAAGUCAAUUCGCUCACAACUCGAGACUGCAGAAAAGCAUUUUUCACAGUUGGAAAACGUCGUUCGACCUGGACUUUCAAAACUCCAAAAUCUACACAGUCGAGCCACAUAUCUUGAAGCGGUUGUGCAGGUAGAGAAACUAAGUAAUCAAGCCAAGCAACAAGCUGCACAUGCUACACUGGAUGCAUUGGAAGCGUUUCAGAGUUUUGCCACGUAUGCUGCUGCAAUUCCCGACGAAUAUUCAGUCAUCCGAAAAAAAGCUAAUAGUCGAUUAGAGAAACUAUCGGUUGAUAUGCGUCAAUUUGCAAUAGAGAAGCUGCAGCGAACACUUGAAAAGAUCGGGUGGCCGGAUCCAUUAAAGACGCAGCAAGAGCUGCUUGAUAAGGAGACUGAGCUUUGUGAUAUAUCACAAAUAUUUGAAUAUCUAUUGAGUUUGCAGCUUACUCAACAAUUUCAAUCUGUAGUAGCGACAGAGAAUCUAUGGGCCAUGGACUGCCUUUCGGGUCCAUUGCUGCUGCGCUUUCGGUACCACUUUGAGCGACAUUUAAGCGCGACAAAUCGACUUUCAAAACCAGAGUGGUAUCUUAGUUACGUACACGAUCAAGUACAAGCCCAUACGCGGUUUUUAGCGUUCACGCUUACUCCUGCAUUGCAUCGCCACCGCGAAAAACUUCAUUGCUGGGAUGCAAAGAUCUUGAUGCUGCGAGAUCUCAUCAAGGCUGCCAGCUGUAAACUGACGAAGGAGUUACCUACAUUGGUAGCGCAUCCACCACUAUUGUGCCACACAUUGGAUGAAGUGCUACUUUUUGAGCAGCAAAUUGAUAAUGAUUUUGGUUAUGGAUCGUGGUCUAGCGCAGACCGUCAUGCCUAUCCGCGUUGUAUUGAUGUAUUUACUUCGAGCAAUAACGUGCUGUUUGCUUGGACGAGCGUCGAUGUUGAGUACGCACACCGCGUAUUGGCAUCAAGUUUAGAAACGGAAUCGUCGACCGAAAAGAAAGAAGUAAUGUGGGACUUGGAAGAUAGCGAUCGAAUAGAACAUUCUCAGCAAGAGCUUAUUCCUGCCAUAGCGCUUCAGUUUGUCGCCUUGAUAGAUUUUCUUUCGCAACGAUUUCUACUGAUGGAUUCGGAUGAACAUCGGUACUUGUACGUCAUGCAAGUCCACUUCCCGCUUUUAAAUCGUUUUAGACAGCUAUGUGAUGUUCGCAUACGCCAGUUGAUCAGUGGUUUGACUAAAACUAGAACCAUUGCAGAUGUGCAAAGCAAAUGGGGCGAGCUGUUUGUUGUGGUUAAUGCACUACAAUACGUCGCCCAAACGCUAGCGACCUGGGAGCAGAGUAGUGUCUUUCUGGAGCUAUCGAGGAAGGUUGCACAUUCCGGGAAAACGCGAGAACAAGUACUUCAAAUGCAUAUGGCGUAUACGAAGCAGGUCCUUGCACGAGCUUCAGCGGCUGUUCUUGCCACAGAAGAAGCAACAGCCGUACGACAAGCACUUGUUGGACCCGGUGCCAUGAUCGGACCAACGGCUGCUCUUACUGCCGUCUAUACGGCAGGAUCCGCUACAAUGAAGAGCCUGUUUCACCGUGCAGAGAAUAACGAAAAGAUUGAGCAUCAAGUAGCCGCUACAGUCCCAUCAGUGGAUAGUGCUACAUCUACUGUCGCAGCAAGGGACGACAAUAACAUGAUUUACGAACUUAACGACAUCGAUACGUUUAUCUUUUCGCACACAAUAUUCGAGCGGCAGAUUGGUGAGCUAAAGUCGCUAGCAUUAACGUUGCUUGACGAUGGUCAAAAAGCUCUGAUGCGUGCAAUGAAGCACGACAUCGAAAAUUAUCGCUCAAGUCCCUUCUGGACGAUGGUAUCACUGUAUGCUACAAAUGAACAGCAGCUGUCCAUUGUGUCUUCUGAACUGGCAAAUUGUUACACACUCGUUUUCAACGUAUUGUCGUGUGCGCGUAAUUGUCUGUUGCAAGAGUGUUGGCCUGCUUUCUGGAAAGCUCUGGCUUCAGCUCUUGAUGACGCGCUUUUUGAUGCGUUUUACAACCGUGUUGGAAUGCGUGAAUCGACUCAAUUGAGCAGAGCGGGACAACUUCAAUUCAUUUUUGAUAUUCAGACACUUAUCGCGAUUUUUGUGACAGACUCAUCCAAAACGUUACCUCGUUCAAAUUUUCGACGUACUCGGGAUGUGUGUUUACUAUUACAAAUGUCGGAACCUCGCGUACAUGAAUUAGUUAAAGCUCUUGAUGAUGUGACAAUCGUUCCAAUUGAGCAAGUUUCGAGUAUAUUAGAAGCGUGUGGAAUUGUCUCUCUCACACCUCCUCAGAUCGUACGGAUUUGCACCAUCCUACAAAAUGUUGACGGGCACGAAUUACCAACUGCUAUUUCAGCCUAA